AUGUCUCAGCCAGAGAAUCUUUAUAUCGUCACGUCUGCCGAACAGUUUCAACAGCUCCUUUCGGCCGAUCUUGAGCGCAUAUCGCUCUUGAACUUCUGGGCAGAGUGGGCAGAGCCAUGCAAGGCCAUGAACGAGGUGGUCUUGGAGCUUGCUAGACAAAAUCCUCAGUUGUUGACUCUUCAGAUCGAGGCUGACUUCAAAGCCAACGAAGAUAUCGCCGAGUCGUUCAACGUUGAGUCGGUCCCUACUUUCCUGGUGCUAAAGGGGCAUAAUCUUCUCAGCAGAAUUGACGGUGCCGAUGGACCUGCUCUGACCGCAGCGAUUAAAGCACAUGCUCACACCGUGUCCCGUGGACUCGCGGCUUCAGAAAAAGCACCAGAAGCCCCAGCUCCCACACACGAGGAAACACCCGAAGAGUUGAACGAACGCAUGCGUGGGCUGAUGAACCAAAGCAAAGUUGUCCUAUUCAUGAAGGGCGUUCCUGAUGCACCACGAUGCGGUUUCUCUCGCCAGACUGUUGCCAUCCUUAGGGAGCAGAAUGUCGAAUUUACCCAUUUUGAUAUCUUGACAGACGAAAGUGUUCGACAAGGCACAUUUGAACAGGGAACGAAACUAGUUCCCUUUAUCUGCACACAAUUUCGCCAGAAGAGCGAAACACCGACCUCCGACUGCAGUGUCGAGAGUGGUCGUCCGUACGAGCUCUCUGAGCAACAUCUUUUCUACGUCACCUCCCGCAUCCCGUUCCGUCGACUUCGCGUCGUCUCGUUCCAUUUUGCGAUCAACUCUGUUGCUCCCGAAAUAGGCUUUCCUGGCCUCCCUCCUCUCCAUACCGGAACAACCGACGAAAUCAUAAACAACAAUGUUGCCAAGGCACUUUACGACACCGAGGACGAAGAGCCAAACGUCGAACGUGCCUUUUUUGCUGCUGAUUUAAGCAAAGUUCUCCUUCAGCACGAGCGCUGGCUCCGUUGCCUUCCUGGGGUGGAGCCCUUUUACGCCGUCAAAUGCAACCCCGAUCCAUACGUUCUCCGUCUCCUGUCCGCAUUAGGCACUGGGUUCGACUGUGCAUCCCAUGGAGAAAUCAGCCAGGUUUUGGGUCUUGGCGUAGAUCCAUCUCGUAUCAUAUUCGCAAACCCUUGCAAGGCUACUUCCUUCGUUCGUCAUGCCGCCAAGUCAGGAGUUGAUAUGAUGACUUUCGACAAUCAAGACGAACUGUUCAAGAUUGCUCGUGCCCAUCCGAAGGCUAAACUAGUUGUUCGGAUCCUUACCGACGAUUCGAAGAGCUUGUGCCGCUUGGGUCUAAAGUUUGGCGCACCUCUUGUCACCGUCCCCGGACUCUUGGCCAAAGCAAAGGAGCUUGGGUUGGAUGUAAUCGGCGUGAGCUUCCAUGUCGGCAGCGGCUGUUUCGACUCCAAUGCAUUUGCAGAUGCAGUAAUGCGCGCCCGUGCUGUAUUUGAGAUGGGUGCAGAAGUCGGAUACCGCUUCAGCCUACUUGAUGUUGGGGGCGGUUUUGAGGAUGGCAAUUUCGAGUCUACCGCACAGGUUUUGCGCGAUGCGCUGGUUCGGUAUUUUCCCGACCGCAGUAAUAUUCGCGUCAUUGCUGAACCUGGCCGAUUCUAUGUCUCUGGAGCCUUCUCCCUUGCAGCCAAUGUCAUCGCCCGCCGCGCUCGUGCCAGUGACGAUUUAAUCCCCACAGAUGCUACGGAGGAUACUGAACAGCCUAACAUUAUGUAUUACAUAAAUGAUGGAGUCUAUGGCGCAUUCAACUGCAUCAUGUUUGAUCACCAGCACGUUCAUCCUUACGUCAUUUCCCUCGGUAAAAAUUUGACCGGGCCGGUUGACCCCCACAAAGUUCCUCAAGCAGCAUGCAGCGUCUGGGGACCGACUUGUGAUUCCAUCGACUGCGUUUGCCCCGUGACGCGCCUUCCGGCUAAUCUCGUGGUGGGAGACUGGCUAGGCUUCCGGAACAUGGGCGCCUAUACCAUCUGUGCGGCCAGCCAAUUCAACGGGUUCGAGAGCAGUCGGGUUCACUAUACUUCUGGUGUGGGCGCGGAAUCCGCGGCUGUCCGCCGGGCGCUUGCAUCUCUUCCUGAUUGUGUUCACCUCUGA
Molecule: messenger RNA, 2109 nt
Organism: Rhizoctonia solani
Lineage: Eukaryota; Fungi; Basidiomycota; Agaricomycetes; Cantharellales; Ceratobasidiaceae
Product: ornithine decarboxylase
Exons: 8
Coding region: 1-2109 (702 amino acids)
Cellular component (GO): cytoplasm
Molecular function (GO): ornithine decarboxylase activity
Source: RefSeq, a predicted model, not a curated record